GGUCUCAGGCCUUCACGUUCCCAUGGCAGCAGGAGCACCGCACCAGGUUUGAGGAAGCUAAGGCAGCGUUCUGGGACUACAUUGGCCAGUUCCUAUUCUGGCUCUUUUUGAAAUGUGCUUGGUUGACUUUCCUCCUAGGGUCUCAGGCCUUCACGUUCCCAUGGCAGCAGGAGCACCGCACCAGGUUUGAGGAAGCUAAGGCAGCGUUCUGGGACUACAUUGGCCAGGCAACUGACAUUGCACAGGAGAACCUGGAGGCCAUCAAAGAGUCAGAGCUGGGAGCUGAGAUCAACGAGCGGAUCAGGCAGAGUAUGGACAAAGCCAAUCUGUAUGCCCUUGAGUUCAGUAAGACGAUGAACCCCCUGGCCCAGGAAUUGGUGGACAAGCUGAACUCCAACGCCGAGAUGAUGCGCCAGCAGAUUGUACAGAACCUGCAGGAGGUGAACAGCCGCCUCUCCCCUUACACCGAGCAGCUGCACCAGAAGAUCAGGGGUGGUCUGCAGAACCUGCAGGAGAGCCUGAGGGAGCAGGUCGACCUCGACGCCGAGACCAUCCGCCGUGAGCUCUCUGCCGGCAUGGAGGAACUCCAGGAGAUGGUGCAGCUCAGCAUGGAGGCCUUCCAGGAGAACGUCGCCCCCUACUCCGAGGAGGUCCGCCUCAAGGUCAACCAGGGCUUCGAGCAGUUCCGCCAGGGCCUCGUCCCCUUCGUGGCCGAGCUCCAGGUCAAGAUUGUGCAGAAAGCCCAGGAGCUGAGGAAAAACAUCGUCCCCUAUGCCGAGGACCUGAGCGGGAAACUCUCAGAGUACGAUCAACAAAUGCGGGAAAAGCUCAACUCCGUGUGGGAAAACACCGAUUAAGCCGUCUACCUCAGUGAUUCAAUCAAUUCCCCUCAGCCCCUCAUUCGCUCCUCAACUGUCUCCAUGUCACAGCCCGUCUCAAUGCGGGCUCCCACUUUCUUCCUGCUUUGUAAAUUCCCUCCAUGCGUAUAACUGACCAUUAUAGUAAUCUGGAAUAAAUUCUUGUGUUCUUGCCUCA
This is a messenger RNA of Rhincodon typus (whale shark), 1035 nucleotides long. Its product is annotated as apolipoprotein A-IV-like. NCBI's taxonomy places the organism in Eukaryota, Metazoa, Chordata, Chondrichthyes, Orectolobiformes, Rhincodontidae. The transcript has 3 exons. Gene Ontology annotation, molecular function: cholesterol binding; phospholipid binding; phosphatidylcholine-sterol O-acyltransferase activator activity. The annotation marks the transcript as partial. Gene Ontology annotation, cellular component: chylomicron; blood microparticle; extracellular region. Gene Ontology annotation, biological process: very-low-density lipoprotein particle remodeling; phospholipid efflux; positive regulation of lipid biosynthetic process. The record is from RefSeq and is a predicted model, not a curated record.